UGAUUAAUAUUAAUGAGGCACAAAAAACAACUGUCUGGAAUCUCUGAGUCUGGGUGGAUCCCGGUAGAAACAUUAUGUGGAUGAUAAAUACUGCUGUCUUCUCGAUCAGAUCACAUUCACUGCUUCAUCAUGGACUUCGAUCUGGGCUCAGCUGUUGGAGAUGAUGAGGUGAAGAAGCAGGAGGGCAACGAGGUGGAGGGGCUCUUUGGGUUUGGAAAAAAAGAUAAAGACAAAGAAAAAGAUAAAGAUAAAGAGUGUAAGGACAAGGACAAAGAUAGUGACAAGCCAAAGACUGAUUGCAAAGAGGAUAAAGACAAGGACAAGUGCAAAGACAAAGAGAAGGACAAGUGCAAAGACAAGGAAAAGAAGAAGGAUAAAGAGCACAAAAAGGGGCACGGGCAUGAUCAUGGACACGGACACGGUCAUGAACACGGACACAGACAUGGACAUGGACACGGCCGGGGACGUGGACACGGGCACAGGUCAUCCUCUUCAUCCAGUGAUGAGGACUAAAGCUGAAGACUGAAGACAUGAGUAGGCCGGGGCAGGUUGUCACACAGGGAAAAUGUCCUAAGGGAUUUCAUGUUUAUAGUAACUGUGAGGUUUUGAGUCAAAAAAAUCCCAUUGCAGAAAUGCUUGUUUUCUCUAGCAGUGUGUUUUACAUGUUGGUUUCAAACACCUAUUUGCAGCAUUUAUGUAAAUUACAGUAAUAUUUUUGCAAACUAAAAUUUCAGUACUAGUAUCUGUUACAUGAGUUCUGCACUGCAUAUACAUAAUCUAUGA
This is a messenger RNA of Carassius carassius (crucian carp), 783 nucleotides long. RefSeq names its product probable zinc transporter protein DDB_G0283629. The transcript is spliced from 5 exons. The record is from RefSeq and is a predicted model, not a curated record. The coding region runs from base 130 to 513 and encodes 127 amino acids. Lineage: Eukaryota; Metazoa; Chordata; Actinopteri; Cypriniformes; Cyprinidae.